This is a messenger RNA of Gopherus flavomarginatus (Mexican gopher tortoise), 1220 nucleotides long. Its product is annotated as immunoglobulin alpha-2 heavy chain-like. Bases 101 to 964 code for a protein of 287 amino acids. Gene Ontology annotation, cellular component: cell surface. The transcript is spliced from 5 exons. Lineage: Eukaryota; Metazoa; Chordata; Testudines; Testudinidae. Gene Ontology annotation, biological process: regulation of immune response. The record is from RefSeq and is a predicted model, not a curated record. Gene Ontology annotation, molecular function: MHC class I protein binding; coreceptor activity.
UGGACAUAACCGAGACACUGUACCCAGUCACUGCAGCACUGCACUGGGCAUCAGCCUUUGGACCAGUGUGUCAGGAUUUUGUUCUACUUUUUUUAUUAAAAUGAUCUGUGCUGAGUAUCUGCUCUUAUCUUCCUUAGUGCUAGGAGUGCAGUUAUUUCUGCACCAGACUCAGCGGAUCCAGUUUGUUGAAGUUAAUGACUCCGCAAAGAUCCACUGUUCUUCCACGGAAAACCUGGAAGGAGGAAGUAGCAUGUUUUGGUAUUUGAGAAAAGAAGGCGAGAAACCCACCUGCAUUAAGCGCUGUUUGGAUGAUCAAAAUGUAGGUAAAUUUGUUUGCAAACACAAGACACACAGCUCGACGCUGGAAAUCAGUAACGUCCAGAAGACUGAGUCUGGCAUUUACUACUGUGCAUAUAGAUACAGCAGCUUCCUGAUCUUUGGGAAUGGAACCACACUGAUUGUUGGAGACAGUUAUACCAACAGCAGCUGGGUGAUGCUCCUGGUCCCAUUUCCAUGGGGCAGUCAAGUCACUGGGACAGCGAAUCUGGCCUGUGUGAUCCAUGGAGUGUCCAGCCCAGUCCAUGUUUCCUGGAGUGUUUCUGGGGAGCUGCAGGAACAGGGGCUGACACACUCAUUGAAAGCAAAGGAUGGAUUUUUAACGCUUGUAAAUCACAUCAGCGUCCCCAUGGACACCUGGACCAGUGGGAAGAAUUUCACCUGUGAAGUCAAAUUCAACUCUUCUGGCACCAGUGUGAAGAAAAGUACCAGGUAUCUUACAGCCCAUCCCAGCGGGUGUGUGCCACAGACAGUGCGCUACGCAGUGGCGAUUUUCCUGGUGGUGUUGAUGGUGUCUCUGAGCCUGGCCUGGAGUCACUGCUGUUCUAAUCCAGAUCUGUGGGGCAACAUGCAUGACAAAAGAAGAGGGUCAGGAGCUAUUCAUAGACCCAUUCAAAACCUGCUCUGAGAACCAGUAGAGCAAACCUGGGGGGAAAUAUUCCUUUGCCUCUAAAAUCUAUUAGAGAAGAAAUUCAAGAUCAGACUGGAUAAGAGCAUGGUGUGUGUAUAGUGCAAUCUGCUGUGUUAUAGUUGGAUGCCAUAACAAGACCCUCUUCUGACUGCUAUUCAGGUGGAAUAUUAUCUAUGCUUCAGAGAUGCAUAAGGUCAGAUGGGAUUAGCAUCAAUAACACAGAGGUGUAUGAAAACUGUUAAACUUGUGGUUU